Messenger RNA from Seriola dumerili (greater amberjack), 1690 nucleotides. RefSeq names its product zinc finger protein RFP-like. Gene Ontology annotation, molecular function: zinc ion binding; protein binding. The record is from RefSeq and is a predicted model, not a curated record. NCBI's taxonomy places the organism in Eukaryota, Metazoa, Chordata, Actinopteri, Carangiformes, Carangidae. Bases 101 to 1690 code for a protein of 529 amino acids. The transcript has 2 exons.
AGUUGACACAAGUCUGUUUUCUUUGAAGGAAAACUAAACUGAAUCCAUCAGGUUUUUCUCAACAAAACAGCAGAGUCGGAUCCAAACACUGUGUGUCGACAUGUCUGCUGCCAGCUGUCUGCUGACUGAGGAUCAGUUUCUGUGCUCCAUCUGUCUGGAUGUGUUCACUGAUCCAGUCACCACACCAUGUGGACACAACUUCUGUAACAAAUGCAUCACUGAACACUGGGAUGUUAAUGUCCAGUGCCAGUGUCCCACCUGUAAAAGACUUUACAACACAAGACUUGAGCUGGAUGUGAACACUUUCAUCUCUGAGAUGACUGCUCAGUUCAGACAGUCAGUUCAACAGGAAACCAGCAGCAGCAGCUCAGAGCAACAAGCUGCCAAACCAGAAGAAGUUCCCUGUGACGUCUGCACUGGAACCAAACUAAACGCCCUGAAGUCCUGCCUGGUUUGUCGGGCCUCCUUCUGUGAGACUCACCUGGAGCCUCAUCUGACCAUGUCAGGCCUGAAAAGACAUGAGCUGAUCGACCCUGUGGAGAACCUGGAAGACAGAGUGUGUAUGAAUCACGAUAAACUGCUGGAGCUGUUCUGUAAGACCGACCAGAUGUGUGUCUGCAUGCUCUGCACCUAUUCAGACCACAAGUCUCAUGAUGUUGUUCCUCUGAAAAAAGAAUAUGAAGGAAAGAAGGCUGAGCUGAAGGAGACAGAGGCUGAAAUUCAGCAGAUGAUCCAGAAGAGACGACUGAAGCUUCAUGAGAUCAAACGCUCAGUGGAGCUCAGUAAAGAACGAGCAGACAGAGAAACAGCAGAAGGUGUUCAGGUCUUCACUGCUCUGAAGGAGUCUGUUGAGAGAGGCCAGGCUGAAUUCAUCAGGACGAUCAAAGAGAAGCAGAGAACAAGAGAGAAACAGGCUGAAGACUUCAUCAACGAGCUGGAGCAGGAAAUCUCUGAGCUGAAGAAGAGAAGCAGUGAGGUGGAGCAGCUCUCACUCUCUGAAGAUCACCUCCACCUGAUCCAAAGCUUCUCAUCCCUGAACACUGCUCCACCCACCAAGGACCUGACAGAGGUCAGCUUCUUUCCUCCAUCAUAUGAGGGGACUGUGGCGAGAGCUGUGAAUCAGUUUGAGGAGACGCUCAGUAAACAGAUGAAGAAGUUUUUUGAGGCUGAGCUGAUGAGGGUCCAGCAGUAUGCAGUGGAUGUGAUACUGGAUCCUGAUAUAGUCCAUCCCACACCCACCCAGUCUAGUGCUAAACAGGAAGUAAAGGAGGGUGAUAACUGUAGAUGUGUCUUAUCAGAGCAGGGUUUCACUUCAGGAAGAUUUUACUUUGAGGUUGAGGUUAGAAGUUGGGGUAUAUGGACUUUAGGAGUAGCCAGAAAGUCCAACAUGAAGAGACAAAUCACACUGAGCCCCAACAAUGGUUUCUGGACUGUAUGUUUGAAGCAGAAGUAUUUUGCAACUGCUGACCCAUCAGUCUGUCUCUUUCUGAAGUCAAAGCCUCAGAAGGUGGGGGUGUUUGUGGAUUACGAGGAAGGCCUGGUCUACUUUUACGAUGUUGAUACUGCAGCUCUUAUGUACUCCUUUACUGGAUGCUCCUUUACUGACAAAGUCUACCCAUUCUUCAGUCCCUGUAAUAAUGACGGUAUUAAAAUCCACACCAUUGAUGAUAAGGUUUGUACUUUACAAUGA